Messenger RNA from Penicilliopsis zonata CBS 506.65, 2072 nucleotides. RefSeq lists its product as hypothetical. The record is from RefSeq and is a predicted model, not a curated record. Gene Ontology annotation, biological process: transmembrane transport. NCBI's taxonomy places the organism in Eukaryota, Fungi, Ascomycota, Eurotiomycetes, Eurotiales, Aspergillaceae. Gene Ontology annotation, molecular function: transmembrane transporter activity. The coding region runs from base 224 to 2041 and encodes 605 amino acids. The transcript is spliced from 5 exons.
CUAGGUCGUGGCAAGUAGUGAACGCCUCAUGUCAGUCGCGUGGUUGGCCUUCUUGGUUGGUAUAUGGGGGAAUCGCCGCGAGACUGGGAUCAGGAUUAUUGCUGGGAUUCACUACAGCGAUUGCAGAUAUAAUAUCCUAUAUUAUAUCUUGUAUAUAUAAACCGACGAAAGCCAAACCCCCCUGGCGUGAAUGGAAUAAACCUAACCGCCCGUGCAACACACCAUGGGUUUGAUGACCGCGUUGAAGGCCCAGCUGUCGCCCAGCGGCGCUGGGGAUACCCCUACUCCUGCGUCGCCCUCGGCGACCGCCGAUGAAAAGCAGCCCGAGAUGAUGAAAUCGAUCGAAGGUACGCUACAGCAGCAGAACAUCUAUACCGAUCCGGAGAUCGCGGGUGCGGCCAAGAUCGAGGCCAUCGAGUCUGUCUGGGGCAAGCGAGGCCGAUACAUGCUCUAUCUGGGGUUGGCUAUGAUGAUGAUUAUCUUUGAACUCGACAAUUCGACCGUGGGCACCUAUCUCACCUAUGCAACCUCUUCCUUUGACGAGCUGUCCAUGCUCAGUACCCUCACCACAGCAGCCAGUAUCAUCCUGGCCGUGUUCAAGCCACCGAUCGCCAAGAUGUCAGAUGUCAUCGGUCGUGGCGAGACGUACAUCUUCACCGUCAGCUGCUUCAUCCUGUCCUAUAUCCUGUGCGCCUCAUCGGCGACCAUCAACGUCUACGCCGGCGGCUACGUCUUGUACGCGAUCGGCCAGUCGGGCACGGCCAUGCUGGACGCCAUCCUGAUCUGCGAUCUGACCAGCAUGCGCUGGCGCGGAUUCUCCUACAACAUCAUCUACCUGCCCUUCCUCAUCACCCCCUGGAUCUCCGGAGUCAUCGUCGACAGCGUCGUCGACGGCAUCGGCUGGCGCUGGGGUAUCGGCAUGUUCGCCAUCCUGAUGCCCGUCUGCGCCGCCACCAUCAUCACCACGCUGCUGGUCUUCCAGCGCCGCGCCAAGCGGGCCGGGCUCGUCCUCGUGGAGCGGAUCACCAUCUACGAGUUCUGCUCGCGCAUCGACCUCGGGGGGACCAUCCUGCUCAGCGGCGGCUUUGCCAUGAUCCUGCUGCCCAUCACGCUGGCCGCCACCACCACCAGUAAGUGGCAGACCCCCUGGGUCGACGUCCUGGUUGCCUUGGGUGUCGUCGCCCUGAUCUGCCUGUACCCCUACGAAAAGUGGGUGGCCAAGCACCCGGUCGUGCCCGUGCGCUACUUCUCCAACCUGGCCGUCGUCAUCCCCGUGCUGAUCGCCUGUCUCGACAACAUGGGCUUCGGCUCGACGCACACCUACCUGUACGCCUGGUCAAUCGUCUCGCACAACAUGUCGGCCCGCAACGCCCUCUACCUGGCGUACGUCAACGGCGUUGUGCAGUGCCUGACGGGCAUGCUGGUCGGCACCCUCAUGUACCGCACGCGCUCCUUCAAGUGGAUCGGCGUGGCGGGCGCCAUCAUCCGCCUGAUCGGGUACGGCGUGAUGAUCCGCCUGCGCACCAACCACAGCUCCGUUGCCGAGCUGUUCGUCGUCCAGUUCAUCCAGGGCAUCGGCAGCGGCAUCAUCGAGACCGUCAACAUCGUCUGCUCGCAGAUCGUCGUCCCGCACGCCGAGCUCGCCCAAGUCACCGCCCUCAUCUUCCUCGGGGCCUUUCUCGGCGACGGCAUCGGCGCCGCCAUCGCCGGCGGCAUCUACACCGACACCCUGCGCGGCCGCCUUGCCCACCACCUCGGCAGCUCCGCCAAUGCCACCGAGAUCAACGAGCUGUACGACUCGAUCACCGGCGUGCUGCCCACGUGGGGGACUCCAGAGCGUCUCGCGGUGGAUGAGGCAUACUCGGAUGUCAUUACUAUUGCCGCGCUCGCGCUGUCCGUGCCCGUCGUGGUGCUCGCCUUCUUCAUGCCGAACAACAGACUAGGUGAUGGACGUAACCUCAUGGAGGGCGUCGAGCCGACCGAAACCAAGCAGCCUGAGGCUGCUGUGACUGAUGCUCCGAUCGAACUAGCUGAGAAAUGAUACAUGUCCAGAUACGAAUAAAUAUGAUAAU